UUAAAUUUUCUCGUAAAACCACUUCCAAGUUCCAACCUUCUUGGCCCCCUGACAAAACCCUUGGAGACAAAGCGCGCGAAACUCCAUCAGUUUUCCACAGAAACUCAGCUAAGCUCGAAAAUGCCAGAGCUUCCAGAGGUAGAGGCAGCUCGAAGAGCCAUUGAGGACAGCUGCAUAGGCAAGAAGAUUGUGAGAUCUAUCAUCGCCGACGAUUCCAAGGUCAUCGACGGCGUGUCUCCCAUAGAUUUCAAAGCCUCUCUUGAGGGAAAAACCAUCGUAGCUGCUAAUCGCAAAGGGAAAAACAUGUGGAUUGAGCUCGAUUCCCCUCCUUUUCCUACUUUCCAGUUCGGAAUGGCGGGUGCUAUAUAUAUCAAGGGAGUUGCAGUUACAAAAUAUAAACGGUCUGCUGUAAAAGAUGAUGACGAGUGGCCUUCCAAGUAUUCAAAGGUUUUCCUUGAGUUGGACGAUGGUUUGGAGCUUUCGUUUACAGAUAAGAGGCGGUUUGCCAGGGUUCGCUCACUGGAAAAUCCGGUUUCUGUUCCUCCAAUAUCUGAGCUUGGUCCUGAUGCGCUGUUGGAGCCAAUGACUGUAGACGAGUUCUAUAAAGCUUUGAGCAAGAAGAAGAUUGGCAUUAAGGCUUUAUUACUUGACCAGAGUUUUAUAUCAGGAAUUGGCAACUGGAUUGCAGAUGAAGUGCUAUAUCAGGCAAGAAUCCAUCCUAUGCAGUCUGCUUCAAGCAUAUCCAAAGAGGACUGUGCAACAUUGCUGAAGUGCAUUAAUGAGGUUACAGAAUUUGCGGUUGAAGUGGAUGCUGAUUGCAGCCGCUUCCCUUCUGAAUGGUUGUUUCAUUACCGAUGGGGCAAAAAGCCUGGCAAAGUCAAUGGGAAGAAAAUAGAAUUUAUCACGGCAGGUGGCAGAACAUCAGCCUUUGUUCCAGAGCUACAAAAGAAUACGGGAGCUGAAUCUACAAAAGCAGCAGGUAAACGGCAACAGGGAAAAGUUCAGAAAGUCGAGCAUAAUGAUGGUGAUAGUCAAGAUGAAGAGCCAGAAAUUGAAGAGACAGCAGCUGGGAAGUCAAAGGUGAAGCAGCGUGGGAUAAAUACUAAGAGAACUUCUACUAACAAGAAGUCGAAGGAAAGCAACAGUGACAAUGAUGAAAACGAUAGUGAUGAAGGUCUAAAGAAGCCUUCUGUAAAAGCAAAACAAAACAGGAGCUCCAAGGGAAAAGGUGGUGUUCAAAAGAAGAAAACUGGAGGAACAAGUCCGUCUGCAAAAAGAAAACUAGAGGAAAGUGGUGAUGAGGAAGACACCGAUGAUGAUGAUAAUGAACAGGAUAAGGAUCACAAGCUUUCUAGUAAAACACAAUCAAAGGGGAAGAAGACCACCAAGCGAACGGCUGAACCGAGGCAGACUAGGAAUAAGCCGUCCAAGAAGAAGAAAUAACUUAUCCAAGUAUCAAGUUUGCGAUUUUGUCCAACUUAAAGGAAGUGGUAACAGUAAGUGCUUUUUGUUCGGACCUUAACUUUGUAAUCGCCUGUGAAUUAACUAGAGUAUGAUGACAUGAUUGUGUAAUAUUUCACCGAGGGUUUAGGCCUAUGCUAAGGUUAACUGUGGGAUGGUUGUUGCAAACUUCUUAACUUCCCAUAGGAAAACAUUGAUUAAGUCAUUGCUAGUAUAUUAGUUUCUCCCGUACAGCCACGGUUCCAUCAUUGCUGUACAUGAAUUUCUGACUGGAGAAUCUUCCCAAAAGCCGCCA
This is a messenger RNA of Solanum dulcamara, 1756 nucleotides long. RefSeq names its product formamidopyrimidine-DNA glycosylase. Gene Ontology annotation, cellular component: nucleus. The transcript has 10 exons. The record is from RefSeq and is a predicted model, not a curated record. The coding region runs from base 121 to 1443 and encodes 440 amino acids. Lineage: Eukaryota; Viridiplantae; Streptophyta; Magnoliopsida; Solanales; Solanaceae. Gene Ontology annotation, molecular function: oxidized purine nucleobase lesion DNA N-glycosylase activity; damaged DNA binding; zinc ion binding. Gene Ontology annotation, biological process: base-excision repair.